UUACGCAAGUCCGCGAUGCGUGCAUAGCUGAACGCAGUACGCUCUGCCUUCCUGUCUGCUUUGACGUGCACGGUUCCCCACUACACUCCGGAGCCAUGGAUGCCACCACACGGUCGCUCACGUACGACGCCACCCAAUCGUGGCUACCCCGCCGCGACGCGCGGUCCGAAGGCUGGCCGCUCACCGGAAGUCCCCUGCCCGUGGCCUUCAUCACGGCUUCCUACGUCUACUUCGUCAAGGUGGCCGGGCCGCGCUGGAUGUUGCACCGCAAGCCUUUCGACCUGAAGCUCUGCAUCCUCGCCUACAACUUUCUGACCACUCUGUUCAGCGCCUUCUUCGUCGUCCGCUUCGCCAAGCUCGCCUACUGGGACCUGGGCUACACCUUCCUGCAGGACCUGGACUUGGGCGUCACCCCGGCGAACCUCGAGAUCGUGCGCCUCUCCUGGUGGCUCUACAUGUUCAAGCUUGCCGAGCUGGCCGACACGGUGUUCUUCGUGCUCCGCAAGAAGAACGAGCAGGUGAGCGCGCUGCACGUCGUUCACCACCUGAUCGUCUCGUGGAACAUGUGGCUGGCGCUGACGUACGGCUCGCAGUCUCACAGCAUGUUUGUCGUGUGCCUCAACUCGUUCGUGCACGUCUUCAUGUACGCCUACUACUUCCUGGCUGCGCUCGGACCGUCCUUCCGUCAACUGCUGUGGUGGAAGAAGUACCUGACCAUGAUGCAGAUUGUGCAGUUCGUCCUGCUCUUCGCCCACGCCGUCGGCACGGUGCUCGCCACCGGUAACUACGUGCGUCUCUUCACCUGGCUCGAACUCGCCGAGGCCGUCCUGUUCUUCGUGUGGUUCGUCGCCUUCUACGCCAACGCGUACAAGAAUAACAAGAAGCAGUGAGUCCCGGCAUCGCGGACUCCUCUCACUUGGACUGCAAUGAGUGUUUGUUGGACCAUCUGCGGUAUUCGGACGUGUGCACAGUGGAAUGACGAGAGACUGUAAGCUUACGGUUCUGUUCUUAUUGCGCAACGAACCUUAUUCUUACUGAUUUGUCGCGAUACUUGCGAUCAUUUUUAAAUCUCAUUUCUCGAAACGAGCGAACGGCGUUCUGCGUACGCCAUUCAUACGUAGUUUCGUAUAUCUGUUCGGCUUUUAAAGCUCAUCCAAUCCUCAUUUGGCUUAGCAGAGUGCCUAAUUCAUCGAAGCUGGUGCUCAUUCAUUGUCGGCUCCAUUUUUACCGUCGCCAAGUUAGGUCACCUUUCUCUCAUAGGACAUCGUCACCUGGCCUUCCCGCGCUAUCAGACUUCCUCGAAUUUUUUUUUUUUCAUUUUUCGAAGCCUCGCCGAGCACCAUAAGAUUAUUUCAUACUUUUUUUUUACAUGAGAAGUAAGAUUAACGUUUGCGUGCGUGUCGUACUCUAGAACCAAAGGCCACGCUUUGCAGCUCUUUGCCGCUGACAAACUUGGACCGCCUUUGCCAAUGUUUGAAAAUGUGUCACUGACUCAAGCAGACAGUCUAAGCUCUGUUCACCUGCGCAUUGCACAGUACUGAUAUACCCACUUGGGCACAUUAUUCAUUGCAGCCAAAAGUUUGCCACAGUGAAAUGUGGCAACUCCCUUAUUUCUUUUUUUGCAUGUGACCACGAACUUUUUUUUGAAAAUAAAGUCUCAUAGUUCGGGUAUUUGUGACUGAU
This is a messenger RNA of Rhipicephalus sanguineus (brown dog tick), 1683 nucleotides long. RefSeq names its product elongation of very long chain fatty acids protein AAEL008004. The transcript has a single exon. The record is from RefSeq and is a predicted model, not a curated record. Gene Ontology annotation, molecular function: fatty acid elongase activity. Bases 96 to 890 code for a protein of 264 amino acids. Gene Ontology annotation, cellular component: endoplasmic reticulum membrane. Gene Ontology annotation, biological process: very long-chain fatty acid biosynthetic process; fatty acid elongation, saturated fatty acid; fatty acid elongation, polyunsaturated fatty acid. Lineage: Eukaryota; Metazoa; Arthropoda; Arachnida; Ixodida; Ixodidae.